Hyaloscypha bicolor E is the source of this 1923-nucleotide messenger RNA. RefSeq lists its product as uncharacterized. The record is from RefSeq and is a predicted model, not a curated record. The coding region runs from base 353 to 1831 and encodes 492 amino acids. NCBI's taxonomy places the organism in Eukaryota, Fungi, Ascomycota, Leotiomycetes, Helotiales, Hyaloscyphaceae. The transcript has a single exon.
CACACACGCAUCUUCGACAACAAUUUUCAGAGCCACUUCAACAAUCAGCUUCAAACCACGUUUUACAAUAUCUUACGAGUGACGACAGUCAAGAUUUACGCUAUUCGUACUCCUUACAACAACACCAACACUUCGACGAAAAAACCAUCGUUUGCACCCCAAAAAUUGCGAACAACUCCACCUUCUCACAAUCCAACUCAAGAGAAUCUAGCAACUCAAUCACUCAUCACGAAGAAAGUUUGAGAUUUGACAAACAACUUAUCAACACCAUCUUCAAGGAAACCUCACGCUCUCGAUCACUUGGACCACGACUUUUGACAAAUUGACGAGCUUUCAGUGCCGUUCUCUAAAUAUGGCGACGCGCUCUACCUUAGGUUCAACAGCAUUCCCUGGUGACGCACUCGACAGAACUAGAACCAUGGAUUCCAAAUUCGGCACACAAAAAGAUCAACAACGGAAAUCCCGCCUCGCUACCAGGAUCUCUUCACCCCACACCAGGAUUACUAUCAGAAAAUUACAUAUCGGCAACAGAAGAAAGACUCUCGCCAAGAGGAGACAACAAAUAGAACAUUGGAUGUCCGUGCUUCAGUCCGCACAACAACAUCGCUGCCUUGAACCAGCCAUGCAAACGACGAAUAACGACGACAGCAGUCUUUCAGACGUCGACAUUGGCCUGGACGACCUCGGAUCAAUCCCAGCAUCACCUGGCCGACCUCACUCGCCAGCACUAGAGGAUCUAUUCCAACCCAUUACAGAAGAAGACUUCUUUACCAACUUGGACGUGAACCCCAGGCCUUGCAAACGAGUCAAACGAGCAACCAAUAACGACAAGGACAGCCUGUCAGAUGUUGACGUUGGCUUGGGAGAUCUCGAAUCAAUCCCAGGAUCAUCAAAUCAACCUCUUUCGCCGCAAUCAGAAGAGGAAAUCUUCCCAAUAACAGAAGAAGACUUCUUCGCCAACUUCGAUCCCGACUCCACAAUUGGCGUAUCCUUUACGACGCGCAACCUCGAAACACUACAACAACACCUUACACAGCCCCUAGAAGCUCGUGACGGACCAACAACAGAAGAAGACAUCUUCGCCGCCUUUGACGCCCAUCUCGGCAUCGAACUCAAUACCCCAAGCAACGCAUCUACUCAAACUACCAGUGAAGAAGACAGCCUCUCAGACGUGGACGUCGACCUCGAUGACUUGGAGUCAAUUCCAGAAGGUUUCGUCAUCCCAAUGCUCAACGAAGACGGUACACCUAUCUCCGACGACCCGGGAUCCGACGCUGCAUCCAACACUAGCGCCAACGGACCACACCAGCCAGCCACACCAACACCACAGGACGAUAUCCGCAAUCUCAUCAUCGCUGUUCAAGGCGACGACACUGACUUACGAAUGGAAGACACCUUCUUCCCUACAACAUCGAAUCGCCCAACACUCGCCAACAUUACUGUGACUUCGCCGUAUAGGAAUGAGAAUGGAGGGAGGGUCAUAGGAGGAACGACAGCGCAUCACCGGCGAAGCAUAGCGACCAUCAGGGCACAGAUCGCUGAAUUUCAAGAAAGAAUGAGACAAGGGGAUCACACCGCGAGGUUAAGGCCGAGAAGGCAUGCGAAUCAGGAGAAUGCUCCACCGGCUGGGAGGGAAGAGGGGACGACCGAGGAACAGAGGAGAGAGAGGGCUUGGAGGGAGGAGAGAGAUAGUAUGAUUUUUGGGUGGGAUGAUGGGCAGGAGGGGAGGAUGCAGGAUACGGAGAGGAGAGAGCACAGGCGCGUGCAGAGGAAUAUGAGGGUUGAGAGGGGGAAUGCGUAUCAGGAGAGUUGGACGAGGCAUAUGAGAUGAUGGGGAUGAGAGGUUGGUUGUAAGAGAGAUUGGAUAUGAGAGAAUGACUUGGGAAUAAGAUACUGAUUGAAUGGGACUUCAUUUCACCAAAA